Messenger RNA from Argiope bruennichi, 621 nucleotides. RefSeq lists its product as uncharacterized. Lineage: Eukaryota; Metazoa; Arthropoda; Arachnida; Araneae; Araneidae. The transcript is spliced from 3 exons. The coding region runs from base 91 to 414 and encodes 107 amino acids. The record is from RefSeq and is a predicted model, not a curated record.
UUUAUGGUUGUUGAUAGAACUGAAUAGCUGGAAGAAAUGUGUUCUGUGUAGUAUUUGUUAAAAUUCUGUCGUGAAAGCGCACCGGUCGUCAUGAAGCUCCUUGUUCUAAGUUUGAUUGUUGUCAUUGUAGCAGGUUCAUCAGAAAAACAAGCACCUACUCCACCAACCCUACCUUUACAGAAUUAUUCAGCGGUAGAUGUAGAACACAAGUUCGGAGGAGAUUGCCAAGGAAACAAGACUUACGGCUAUUUCGCUGAUUGUGGCGAGAGAUGCCACAAAUAUCCUAUAUUCUGCCAGAAGGCCAAAGUCCUGAGGUGUGGUUGCCUAACGGGAUACGUUCAAUUGGAUUCCACAUACUUGAGCCCUUGCGUUCUACCAACAGAUUGUCCGCCAAAAGCAGCAACUUACCAUUAAAAGUGGUGCCAAAAGAAAGUUAGAUGGAAAAUAUUUGAGAGGAGCGUGGCAGUGGAACUUUUUCGUGAAAUAGAAAAUGUGAUGUAGGUAAAAAUUGGCAUGUUUCUAGUUUUUGUAUUGAAACUACGUUUCAAGUAGUUACUAGAAGUUUUUAAGAUACAAAUAAAGUCUUCGUCAUUGAGGGAAAUAAAAUUUAAAUUCUUUGUA